Molecule: messenger RNA, 1694 nt
Organism: Suillus fuscotomentosus
Lineage: Eukaryota; Fungi; Basidiomycota; Agaricomycetes; Boletales; Suillaceae
Product: SAC3/GANP/Nin1/mts3/eIF-3 p25 family-domain-containing protein
Exons: 10
Coding region: 1-1353 (450 amino acids)
Cellular component (GO): nucleus
Source: RefSeq, a predicted model, not a curated record
AUGUCGUCUGAGUCAUGGCCUCCACCACUGAAGGAAUGGGUAGCACGAUGUCUGGGGCAAAUGACAGAUGCUAAUAGGGCAGAGGCUCAGGCUGAGCUGAGAGAGUCAAUUGCUAACGCUUUCGCUGAAAAGACUCUAUGGACAACCGACUGGGCUGGUGUACAAUUAAAAAGGUGCGGUCUGAGUUCGUCGCAAGCUGAUCUGAUGCCCAAAGCUCCCCCGGUGCUCAAUACCCUCAAGCGCAAAAUGAAUGACACUCCACCGAUGAGCAAGAAAGCAAAGAAAGCUGCGGCGCAGAAGCGCAAUGAUGCCAACCUCGACUUCGGGGAUCAGGCGGCUCUUAAUCGCCGAGCCGAACGUUUUCAGCGGGAACAUGAUAUAGAGCGACAGAAGAGUAUGCGUAGUCAGGCCUCUCUCCAGGCUAAUAAUCAGAAUGCUCACCUCUUCAACCGGAUAUCACGUUCUGACUCGCCGAGUGCCUUUGGUACUAAUCCUGACGACCCUGAGGCGGAUCCCAACGUGCUUGACUGGGAUAAGUAUACAAUCGUUGGGACGAAUCAGGAGUUAUUUAAGGACUAUCUGCGUCUUACCUCAGAACCAAAACCAGAAACGAUCCGCCCAUACUCAGUUCUCCAACAGACACUCGUCGAACUCAAGAAGCGCUGGAAGGACAAGGUGUCAUAUAAUUGGAUAUGUAAUCAGUUUAAGAGCCUGCGGCAAGAUCUCACCGUGCAACGAAUAAAAAAUGAGUUUACAGUACAGGUAUAUGAGAUCCAUGCACGUAUGGCACUCGAAAGCUCGGACAUGGUAGAAUAUAACCAAUGUCAGGCAACACUUAAGAAUUUAUACGACCUCGGCAUACCAGGCAAACACGAAGAAUUUACCGCCUAUCGUAUUCUCAUGCUCCUGCAUGGACGGAAUAAAAGCGAGCUUAAUCUCUACGUAGGUACGCUAACACCACGACAGAAAAGGGAUCCCGCAGUGCAGCAUGCACUUCAGGUCCAGCGCGCUAUCUCCAUGGGCAACUACCAUGCUUUGUUUGAGAUGUAUUUCAAUGCACCAAACAUGGGGGCGUAUAUUAUGGAUUAUUUCAUUGAUCGGGAGAGGACCAGGGCGUUGAUGACUAUGACAAAAGCAUACCGCACAAUAACAGUGUGCUUCAUCCAGAAUGAGCUCGGAUUUGAAUCAGUGUCGGACACACUCAAGUUCUUAGGAACGCACGGUUCUGCCUUUUUCGUCAACCCGAACGCCCUCGAUCGGGACAAGACGGUGGAGUGUAAAUCUGCUGCACCACAGUUGGCACAGGUUUACGAGGAGAAAUACCGCAAGGUUGGGAUCAAGGGUGCAAUAUAGUCUGCCUCAUGCACACUGGCGCAUCCCCUUUCUGCUUCCAAUAUCUUCCUUACCUCUCUUAUCCUCCUGCAUCGCUCCCCGUGUCACCUGUCUGUCUCUUCCGUCCCAUUCACAUGUCGUCAACUUCAUCUUGUCCGCUCGAUCUCACCUGGAUGGUAUACCAUAGAAGGAGGAGAGAUAACGAUAAUUUAUAUAUCGCAGCGACUACUCCGUUCCCCAGCCUUUCCUCAGGCCUGUUUCUUCUCUCACCACAGUCACAACACAGUCUUCAAGCCUCACGUCAAGAGAACCAUGAACAGAACACGGUAUAGAGUCUUAUUCUUGGCGUCUUGCAAUUGUAG